Molecule: messenger RNA, 1023 nt
Organism: Brettanomyces nanus
Lineage: Eukaryota; Fungi; Ascomycota; Pichiomycetes; Pichiales; Pichiaceae
Gene: RPC40
Product: DNA-directed RNA polymerase core subunit rpc40
Exons: 1
Coding region: 1-1023 (340 amino acids)
Biological process (GO): DNA-templated transcription
Cellular component (GO): RNA polymerase III complex; RNA polymerase I complex
Molecular function (GO): DNA binding; protein dimerization activity
Source: RefSeq, a predicted model, not a curated record
AUGCCGGAAUUGGGAUCCAAUAUAAUUGGGAUUGAAGAGGAUCGUGUUACUAAUACGCACUCCAAUGAUUUUCCAGCCUACUCUCAGUCUCUGGGUAGUGCUUGGGACUUGGAAGAAUUCAAAAAGAAGUUCCAACUCAACGUCUCUUUCAUUACUGAGCGUACUGCCAACUUUGAUCUUAUAGGAUUGGAUACUUCCAUCGCUAAUGCUUUCCGUCGUAUUAUGAUUUCGGAGGUUCCUUCCGUUGCUAUCGAGUAUGUUUAUAUCUUUAACAACACGUCUGUCAUCCAGGACGAAGUUCUUUCACACAGACUUGGCCUGAUUCCUCUGAAAGUCGAUCCUGAUAUGCUUUUGUGGGUCGAUAAAACAGCAGAUGAGAACGAGAAGUUUAACGAUGAAAACACAAUCGUUCUUUCACUAAAUGUCGUCUGUACUCGUAACCCCAAUGCAGUGAAAGGUGACAAUAGACCAGAGAACUUGUACAGAAACUCCAACAUCUACGCCAGGGACUUGAAAUUUGAGCCCCAAGGUAAGCAGUUGACGACCUUCAAGGAUUUCCCUGUUGUGCCCUGUGAUCCGGACGUUUUAUUGGCCAAAUUGAGACCGGGCCAGGAGAUCUCUUUGAAAGCACAUUGCAUCCUAGGUAUUGGUAGUGACCAUGCAAAAUUCUCUCCUGUGGCCACUGCUUCCUACAGACUCAUGCCUCAGAUUGAUAUUUUGCAUCCAAUAACCGGUCAGGAUGCCUUGGAGUUCCAAAACUGCUUCCCUUCAGGUGUCGUUGGUAUAAACGAGAAAGGUGAGGCUUACGUUAAAGAUUCCAGGAAGGAUACUGUUUCUAGAGAGGUGUUGAGACAUGAGAAGUUUAAAGGUAAAGUUAGACUUGGAAGAGUGAGGGAUCAUUUCAUAUACAACGUGGAAAGUACGGGUGCCAUGUUGCCAGAGGAGGUAUUCUUUAAGAGUGUGAGAGUGCUUAGAAACAAGGCUGAAUACAUUAGAAGCUGCCCAAUAGGUAACCUUGAUUGA